Messenger RNA from Peromyscus leucopus (white-footed mouse), 3211 nucleotides. RefSeq names its product interleukin 17 receptor B (gene Il17rb). The record is from RefSeq and is a predicted model, not a curated record. The transcript has 11 exons. Gene Ontology annotation, molecular function: interleukin-17 receptor activity. NCBI's taxonomy places the organism in Eukaryota, Metazoa, Chordata, Mammalia, Rodentia, Cricetidae. The coding region runs from base 188 to 1687 and encodes 499 amino acids.
GAACCCCGCGGACGACACAGGGCCGCCACUUUACGGUCCUGGGACCCGGCCAGCGCCCGCCCCAGCUAGGGCAGGGCGGCAUUGUAGGAGGCGGAGCCCGGAGAAAGCUGCCGCGGGCGGGCACCUGGAUAAGAGGACCCUGAACCGCCCGCCCCAGCUCCGCGUGGUGGUGGGCGGUGGCUGGGUCAUGUUGCUGGUGUUGCUGAGCCUGGUUGCAGUGUGCGGGAGCACCGUGCCCCGAGAGCCGACUAUUCAAUGUGGCCCUGAGACUGGGCCAUCUCCAGAGUGGAUGGUCCAACACACACUCACCCCAGGAGACUUGAGGGACCUCCAAGUGGAACUUGUUAAAACAAGGGUUGCACCAGAGGAUUUUUCAAUUUUGAUGAACAUAAGCUGGAUACUCCGGGCAGAUGCCAGCAUCCGCUUGUUGAAGGCCACCAAGAUCUGUGUGACUGGCAUAAGCAACAUGCAGUCGUACAGCUGUGUGAGGUGUGAUUACACAGAGACCUUCCAAAGUCAGACCAGACCUUCCGGCGGCAAAUGGACCUUCUCCUACGCAGGCUUUGCCGUGGAGCCGAGCACACUCUACUUCAUCGGGGCUCACAACAUCCCCAAUGCUAAUAUGAACGAAGACAGCCCCUCCUUGUCCGCGAACUUCACCUCUCCAGGCUGCCUAGACCACGUAAUGAAAUAUAAAAAGCAGUGCAUUGAGGCGGGAAGCCUGUGGGACCCAAACAUCACUGCUUGUAAGAAGAAUGAGACAAUGGUUGAAGUGAAUUUUACAACUAGUCCCCUUGGAAAUACAUACAACGUUUUGAUUCUACACGACAUGAGCAUGCCGUUGGGGUUUUCUCAAGUGCUGGAGAAUAAACUGACGCGGACGUCUGUAGCCAUCCCGGUGGAAGGCGGCGAGAGCGAAGGGGCUGUGGUGCAGCUGACUCCGUAUUUCCACACCUGUGCCCCUGACUGCAUCCGACGCCAAGGAACAGUCGUGCCUUGUUCAGAGACAAGUCCUCCAGCUAACAAUAGAAGCAUGCUGGGAGACUGGCUGACACUCAUCUCGGUGCUGCUGGUAGCUACAUGGGUCCUGGCAAUUGGCAUCUACCUAACCUGGAGGCAAGAAAGGAGCUCCAAGACUUCCUUUCCUACUACCAACAUGCUGCUGCCCCUCAUUAAGGUCCUGGUGGUUUACCCGUCAGAGAUAUGCUUCCCUCAUACCGUCUGCCGCUUCACCGACUUCCUUCAAAACCACUGCAGAAGUGAGGUCAUCCUCGAAAGAUGGCAGACAAAGAAAAUAGCCGAGAUGGGUCCAGUGCAGUGGCUUGCCACCCAGAAGCAAGCGGCAGAUAAAGUGGUCUUCCUUCUUUCCAGCGAUGCCCACAGUCUCUGUGACAGUGCCUGCCGCCAGAACAAGGAUGGGGCCAGGGAGAACUCUCAGGACCUCUUCCCUCUCGCCUUUAACCUUUUCUGUAGUGAUUUCAGCACCCAGGCUCAUCUGCACAAAUACCUGGUGGUCUACCUCGGCGGGGCGGACAUCCAGGCCGACUAUAAGGCUCUGAGUGCCUGCCCCCAGUAUCGGCUCAUGAAGGACGCCACGGCUUUCCACACAGAACUGCUCAGAGCUGCACGAAACAUGUCAAUGAAGAAACGGUCACGAGCCUGCCAUGGCGGCUGUUCCCUGUUGUAGUCCACCCAGGAGGAGGGAGACCCUGAAGCCCUCCUACUCUUAGCAAUUCCAGUGACAAAAAGCUUUGUGAGGACCCUGAAGCUGACUCUACAGGCUGUGUGGAGGGAGUCCUGUAUCACAAAACUUGCUUUAGAAGUGGAGUUUGCAGAGUCAGAACUUGAGGCUAGUCACUAGCAGGCUUUAUGCCUAUAAUACAGUUAGAGACAUUAAUGAAUGGAAGGUAAAUUCACGAGGCUCAAUCACAUUUCUACCCAAAGCCCAAUAAUGGUUCUACUGCAAAGUAAACAUUCUGGCAAUGAAAUAAGGCAUUUCCCAGUCAGAUGUCCCGUCGUGCACUGCUCAUGCUCUGUGCUGUACGCAGGACUGUUUAGCCCUGUAACAUUUUAAUGUGUUAAUGAAUAAUCCAUUUGAGAAGCACUCACUAAUCCGGUAGUUCCCUAAGAGGAAAAGCCUAUUACACACACAAGCUGGACACAUCUCGCCUGACCAAUGACCCAGUGUAUGUGUUCUGUAUGACCCACUGUACUGUGUGCUAUUCUGUAUAGCACCUUCCCUUGCCAAACUUCUGGACAGGCAACUUUUUAUUUUUAUUGUACAAGUGCUAGGAACUGAACCUAGGGUAUUGUACGGCUAGACAAAUGCUCUGCCCCUCAACUGCAUCCCAGCCCCUCACAGGGGACUUUCCAGUAAAUAUAAAGACACUUCACCAGCCAGACAUGGUAGCACAUACCUUUAAUCCCAGCACUCAGGUGGCAGAGGCAGGAGGAAUCCUGAGUUCAAGGCCAGCCAGAGAUACAUAGCAAGACUGUCCCAAACAGUCUUUUGCCCAACUACCCAUCCACUGUUCUAGUUCCCAGAGUUCAUGGUUAUUACAUGUUUCCUGUUGAAGUCAAAACUAAUUCACUGAAAUUAGCUCUCUUCAUGUAAUAUAUCUUUUUAUAGUCGAUUACUUUAAAAAACAACCAAGGGCUGGAGGUAGCUCCGAGGUUUAGAGCACUGACUGCUCUUCCAGAGGACCUGGGUUCAGUUCCCAGCACCCACAUGGCAGUUUACAGAUUAAGUUUACAUCUUAACUCCAGUUCCAGAGGGAUCUGAUACUGCUUUCUGGCUUCUAAAGGCACUCUAUAUACAUUUAAAAAAAUUAUUGCACACACACAUCAGUGUUUUGCUUGCAUUAUGUCUGUGUACCAUGUGCAUGCCUGGAACCUGAGGUCAGAAGACGGGGGUGGAUGCCCUGGAACUGCAGUGAUGGAUAGGAGUGAACCACCGUGUGGAUGCUGGGAAUUAAACCAGCAUCUUCUGCAAGAACAAAUGCUCUUCCCUACUGAGCUCUCUCUCUACACCCCCUAAUGUAAAUAAAUCUUAUUUUUUUUUUUAAAAAAAAAAAACACCAAAAAACCAGUAUAAGCAGUAAUAGUACACAGAUCUGUAACAUCUUGAGUCUUCUAGCUCUUGACUUUUUUUUUUUAAGGUUUAUUUAUUAUGUAUACAAUAUUCUGCCUGCAUGUAUGCCUGCAGGCCAGA